Messenger RNA from Cylindrotheca closterium, 2019 nucleotides. NCBI's taxonomy places the organism in Eukaryota, Bacillariophyta, Bacillariophyceae, Bacillariales, Bacillariaceae. The record is from the annotation of a GenBank genome assembly.
AUGAGUCAAGUGGCAGUCUCUUCCAUGGGUAUCAGUCCCUCAGAAGAUGUCGAAGGAGGUGGAGGAAUCACCAGCAACAACAACACGCCUUAUGGAACCGCCGCGGAUUUAGAUGUUGCUAGAAAGGAAAAGAAAUCGUCGACUGGCAAUAACGCUAGUAGCAAUAGCAACCUUCCCUUCUAUGGACGUCAAGAGAUUGUGAAAGCAACUGGGAACUUUCCAGCUCUAGCUAGCAACAAGACGAGGAGGCCUCAACGAAUGGUGGCUGCCAAAGUCGAAGUGGGAGAGUUCAAGAAUUCCGGAGUGCUGCUCGGAGAAGCCAGUAUUUUGCACUUUUUGGAUUCGUGCCUUCCAGAGAAUACUGUGCCAGUCUACAUGGGGCAUCUCAAGGCAAAUGAAGACAUUUCUGCCAUUGUUAUGGAGUAUCUGCCGGGACAAGACAUGCACUUUAUUCGCGAAAAGACAACGAAGAAGAGGAGGCUUAACAUUGCAGACUCUGUGUUUUUGACAGCAUCCAUUAUUCUGCCACUGCUACAACGAAUGCACGAAGUUGGUAUGGUUCAUCGUGAUGUCAAGCCCAGUAAUUGUGUGAAAAGGGGUGUUAAGCAGUUUUGUAUGGUGGAUUUUGGACUUUCCAAGAGUGUGGUUGUGCAAAAGGAUUCUCCGGCUAGUGACCUCGAGAAUCCGUGGAAGGGGAAGGGUUGGAUCCGCCCGGCCAACCAAAGUGGCCAGGGAUACUAUCGGAAAGAACGACCGACUGCAGACUUUAGAGGAACCAGUAUGUAUGCCUCACUUCGAGUGCACCAGCUCAAGGACUACUGCGCUCGUGAUGACAUUUGGAGUUUGCUUUAUGUCUUUUGUGACUUGGUCAGUGGAGGACUUCCAUGGAUGCAACAUGCUGCAAAUCGCGAUCGUGAGGCGUGUCAGAAGCUCAAGGAACGGAUCCAUGGAGAAGAAGAGGGCCGCCCAGAUGAAACGAAACGACUCCUCAUGGGUAAUGAAUAUCAUGUUGCACUCUUUAACAAGUACAGAGGUGGUAUUGAUCCGCCAGAGGGAGUUUUGGACUUGUCGGAUCUGCCAGAACCACUGGCUCUGUCCAAAGACGAAAAGAAAGUGAGCUUGCUCCGGAACGCUUUUGAUCAUUUGAAGUCAUUGUCCUACUACGACAUGCCAGACUACUCUCUCAUCAAGGAAUGUCUGGAAGGCUUUCUGGACGAAAAUGCCCAGGAGCAGUGCACUGGGCUGGCUACUAUUCAAUGGGAACAGCUCCACCAACAAUCGAAGGAAAGAAAACGAAAAGGUAGACCUCUUUUGGGCACGGGAGUUCCCACCUGGGAAUUCGGUUUAUCAGGUGAAAACAACAGCAAUGGAAGCAAUGGAAAUGGCGACAAAAUGAGUGAAAUAGAUGACCAUAGUGAGGAUAAUAAUUACUACUGUUGGGAUCCGGUAAAUGCUGACACAUUUAUGGAAGCAGAAGCAAAUGCGGCAUCUGAAUUGCCCGAUGAAAACUCCGCGAAGUCGGAAGGAGACUUUGUUCGCUUGCCACUGGAACUACGAUUCAGAAUAGCUCAAAUGGAAUACAACAUGCUGCAUCACAAGAAGAUACCACCUCACUUGGCUCUUAGGGACUGGCUAAAGGUGGCUCUACCCGUACUGUAUGGGGAAUGGGAUUCUAAGACUUUUGAAAAGGGAGGGCACCGAACUUCGACCGAUGGAUAUAGAAGGGAAACAUACCUACAAGUUAUUGAUAAAUGCCUCAAGUGUGCUGAUAAGUUUUCUCGGUUCCGACAGCUGGCCUGUGUCUACCAAAAGGAAGACAAAGGUACAGACGCUCCGCGGUCACGAAAGAGGCGGCGAAUAAUUUCAACAAUGUUGGAACCAAAGACAGACUCACUUGGAUCAGACCUCCUGGCGAUUGCAAUGGCUUCAUUUCGUUUGCGUCAUGCCAAAAGACUAGAACAGAGGAAGGCAUAUGCACCACCGCCUAGACUUCAAUUUGGAUCUUCAUCUGGCUUCUGA